Messenger RNA from Pygocentrus nattereri (red-bellied piranha), 2869 nucleotides. RefSeq names its product ArfGAP with FG repeats 1b (gene agfg1b). The transcript is spliced from 11 exons. Lineage: Eukaryota; Metazoa; Chordata; Actinopteri; Characiformes; Serrasalmidae. The record is from RefSeq and is a predicted model, not a curated record. The coding region runs from base 189 to 1448 and encodes 419 amino acids. Gene Ontology annotation, molecular function: GTPase activator activity.
GCUCCAUAAAGGCCCGUGUGUGUGUGUGUGUGUGUGUGUCUUUCCCAGAAGCAGAGCGUGUUUAUGGCCGUGUCUGGCGGCUCCAGCCCUUCUGCCCCCGCGCUGCCCUCCUGUGCUGGGGCUGUCGAAGCCUGAGCUGCCCUCCUGCCCCCUCCCGAGCCCCCUGAACCCCCUCCCGGAGCCGAGCCAUGGCUGCGAAGCGGCGGCAGGAGGAGCAGCACCUGAAGCUCCUGCGGGAGAUGCUGGCGCUGCCGCCCAACAGGAGCUGCUUCGACUGCGCGCAGAGGGGACCCACCUACGCCAACAUGACGGUGGGCUCGUUCGUCUGCACCACCUGCUCGGGCAUACUGCGAGGGCUCAACCCGCCGCACAGAGUGAAGUCCAUCUCCAUGACCACCUUCACGCAGCAGGAGAUCGAGUUCUUACAGAAGCACAGCAAUGAGGUGUGUAAACACAUCUGGCUCGGGCUGUAUGAUGACCGGAGCUCCGCCGUUCCGGACUUCCGCGAGCCUCAGAAAGUGAAGGAGUUCCUCCAGGAGAAAUAUGAGAAGAAGAGAUGGUACAUUCCUCCAGAGCAGGCAAAGGUUCUGGCCUCUGUUCAGGCCUCCAUCUCUGGUUCCUCAGCGAGCAGCACAAGCAGCACCCCGGAGGUCCUGCCUCAGCCAAUCAAAACGCUGCAUCUAAACAAAACUCCAUCCAGCCAGUCUCCGGUGUCCAGCCGUGCUCAGUCCCAGUCCUCCGGUCAGGAGAAGAAGUUCGACCUUCUGUCUGAUCUGGGUGCCGAUAUCUUCGCGCCUCCUCCGUCUCACUCUGCUGGAACCUCAAACUUUGCCAACUUUGCACAUUUCAACAGACCCUCAGGAGGAAGUGUGUCGGUGCCCCCACUGCCCAGCAUGCCACUGCCCACUGCUCCGCCCGGCGUUUCUGGGCAGGACCGCUACGCCGCUCUGGCUGAGCUGGACAGCGCCCUCAGCUCGACCCAUAAAGCUUCACAGGGUGUGUUUGAUGCUGUGCCGGGGCCUGCAGCAGCUCCGCCUCAGCCAGUACUACCCAGCAUGCAACAGGGUUUUACAGCUGCACCUUCCACAAAUCCGUUCUUGGCUUCCGGGAUGGCUCCAGAGCCGAUGUCUACCAACCCGUUCCAGACCAACGGUAGAUCUUCAGCUUCAGGCUCCAUGAGCAUGCCGGCUGGUUUUGGGAACACGCCCAGUUACUGCCUGCCCACCAGCUUCAGCGGGACGUUCCAGCAGCCCUUCCCUGGCCAGGGACCCUUCCAACCUCUCCCCCCCGCCGCCUACACGCAGCCCAACGGUGGAUUUCCUGCUUAUGGCCAGGCCAAACCUCCAAUGACCUACGGUCAGCCUGCUAUGUCCAGCAACCCAUUUAUGAGUGGAGCUCCAGCCGGACCGUAUCCUACAGGAGGAUCCUCCACCAACCCGUUCCUCUAAACUCGCCCUCACCGCUCCGCAGCGCUGCACACACACGGUUUUAUAUUCACUGCGCUGAGCGUUUGGCCGUUAUAGAGUAGGAGAUGUGGAGAUGCAGAAGUUUCCUUCACCUCACCCUCGUCUGUGUGUCCAGGAACAAAAAAAAAGCGCAAAAAUCUGGAGGAAAAAAAAACUCCACGAGAUUUACACCGCCGGUCAGAAGUUUGGGGAUGCCAGGCCUUCUUUGUCAUACUUCAGCUCUGAGCUGAUGUUUUGUGUAUAUUUAUCUUCUCAGCUGCAUCUUCAUCGGAGUAUCGCCUUGGUAUGAAUGAUGACUAGUUAAAAGCUCACAUUGAAGCUCUUUUGGUCCAGCGUUGGUUUAAACACCUGAAGGCUUUGAGUGCUGGUCAGUGACGUCAUAACAAGUGGGAUAAAGUGGGCGUGGCCUUUGGCUUUAUUCCCAAACUAGCACUGUCACUAAUAUUAACGCGAAUAUUUACACGUGUGAUACUGUUUACAUCAAAUAAACCUGAUUAGGCUUCAGUGUCAUCACAUUAAUGUCCUUAUAUGGCGACUGACGGAUGUAAAGAAAACGUUCAAAUUGGUCAGACCAUAUGGCUAAAAUUAGUUUUUAUCACUUAAUUUUGUUGUUUAUCAUUAAAUUCAGUGGUACCUCUUCAUAAUAACAGGCCCUAAUAAACAGCAACUUGAAUGAGAUCCAAUGAUGAUGUAAUAGAACCUUUUACUAAUGUAUAUGUAACUAUUUGAGGUGUGGACCGUUCACGUAGUGACACAAUCGCUGAUUCUUUUGAAUUGUAGAAAUCUUAUUAUUGUAGUUGAAUAAUGAUUAAAUUGCUAAGCAUAAUUCAUAAAUGACGCAACUUGAAAUAUUAAACACUUGGCUGCAUGAAAACAGUUCAUAGGAAUUAUAAAUUAAUGGUCUGUGUUCAGUUUCUGAGGCAUAAACUUUUGAAUGCUUAAUGAUCGUUAAAGCUGCACUAUGUAAGAUCUGAAUGAAGUGUCAUCGCCGAGUGAGGAGAAUAAAACCAGGCUGAAAUGUGCUGCUGCUGCUUUGUGUCGCCCUGUAAAGCCAGAAAUAAUCAUUUAAAAGUCUUUUUCAAACACAUCGUAUGUCUUUGGGUAUUAACGUCACACACAGACUCAAAAAGAAGGUCCGGCUCGAUGUUUCGGCCUUAAAUGAUCUCAAAAUUGACAUCAGGCUGAUGAAGAUGUGAUGAAUAUAGUAGACAAUUCGCUCACAUCCUCAGAAGACGCUCCUUCACCAAGUUUAGACCGAGUUCUCCUCAAUCGUUAGACUCAUCCAGUCGGGGCUGAGGUACAAACCACAAAAAAAAAAAAUCUUGCAGUUACACAUUUCCACCAGAGAGGUCUCCAAAUCCCCAAACCUGGCAUAGUGCAGCUUUAAGUGGUCAAUACUUAAA